Messenger RNA from Nycticebus coucang (slow loris), 3654 nucleotides. It is a transcript of the gene VIPR2, whose product is annotated as vasoactive intestinal peptide receptor 2. Gene Ontology annotation, biological process: cell surface receptor signaling pathway; adenylate cyclase-modulating G protein-coupled receptor signaling pathway. Lineage: Eukaryota; Metazoa; Chordata; Mammalia; Primates; Lorisidae. Gene Ontology annotation, molecular function: G protein-coupled peptide receptor activity; vasoactive intestinal polypeptide receptor activity; peptide hormone binding. The transcript has 13 exons. The record is from RefSeq and is a predicted model, not a curated record. Bases 29 to 1357 code for a protein of 442 amino acids. Gene Ontology annotation, cellular component: plasma membrane.
CUGGGGGUUCCAGCAGGCUGAUCCCGAGAUGAGGGCACCCGUACUGCUGCCGCCCACGCUGCUGACCUGCUGUGGCUGGUUGCUCGCCCCGGUGAACAGCAUUCACCCAGAGUGCCGAUUUCAUCUAGAAAUACAGGAAGAAGAAGCAAAAUGUGCAGGGCUUCUGAGGUCUCAAACAGAAAAUCACAAAGCCUGCAGUGGCGUCUGGGACAAUAUCACAUGCUGGCGACCUGCAGAUGUUGGGGAGACGGUGACCGUGCCCUGCCCGAAAGUGUUCAGCAAUUUUUACAGCAAGUCAGGAAACAUAAGCAAAAACUGUACAAGUGAUGGGUGGUCAGAGAUAUUUCCAGAUUUCGUGGAUGCCUGUGGCUACAGUGACCCUGAAGAUGAAAACAAGAUCACGUUUUAUAUUCUGGUGAAGGCCAUUUACACCCUGGGCUACAGUGUCUCCCUGAUGUCCCUUGCAACUGGAAGCAUAAUUCUUUGCAUCUUCAGGAAGCUGCACUGCACCAGGAACUACAUCCACCUGAACCUGUUCCUGUCCUUCAUCCUGAGAGCCAUCUCAGUGCUGGUCAAGGAUGACGUCCUCUACUCCAGCUCAGGCACACUACACUGCCCCGACCAGGCAUCCUCCUGGGUGGGCUGCAAGCUGAGCCUCGUCUUCUUCCAGUAUUGCAUUAUGGCCAACUUCUAUUGGCUGCUGGUGGAGGGGCUGUACCUCCACACCCUGCUGGUGGCUCUCAUCUUCCCCGGAAGACGCUUCCUGGCCUAUCUGUUCAUCGGAUGGGGCAUCCCCACCGUCUGUACAGCAGCGUGGGCUGUGGCCAGGUUCCACCUGGAGGACACAGGUUGCUGGGAUACAAAUGACCACAGUGUUCCCUGGUGGGUUAUUCGAAUGCCAAUUUUAAUUUCUAUUGUGGUCAAUUUUGUCCUUUUCAUCAGUAUUAUGAGAAUCUUACUGCAGAAGCUGACAUCACCAGACAUUGGUGGCAACGACCAGUCACAAUAUAAGAGGCUGGCCAAGUCCACCCUGCUGCUCAUCCCACUGUUUGGCGUCCACUACAUGGUGUUUGCCGUGCUCCCCAUUGGCAUCUCCUCCAAGUUCCAGAUCCUAUUUGAGCUGGGCCUCGGGUCCUUCCAGGGCCUGGCAGUGGCCGUCCUCUACUGCUUCCUGAACAGUGAGGUGCAGAGCGAGCUGAGGAGAAAAUGGAGGAGCCAGUGCCUGAGGCCGCUCCCAGGCCGGGAUUACAGGAUCUGCAGCACAUCCAUCUCCUGCCAUGGCUCAGAGGGCGCCCUGCAGUUCUACAGGGGCUCCCGCGCGGCGUCCUUCCUGCAGACAGAGACCUCGGUCAUCUAAGUGUGACCACCAUAGCAGGAUCUGCAGGGUGCGGCAUGGCUGUGGCAUGGCUGCACGUGGGUUUCUGCAUGGUGUGACAUGCAUGACUCCUGUUCCUCAAUUUCCCAGCCAGCAUGGCCUUGAUGUAACCCACCUGCCACUGAUUGAUCCCUGCAUGGACUUGGGUCUAAUGAAAAUUGAUUUAAAUGCCAAUCAUUGUUAAACAUGGCAGCAUUUAGAUAACUUUGGUUUAUAAUGUUCAGCUGCCUCCUAGAUGGACCCACUUCCAAAGAGAGAUGGAACAUGGGUGUGGUACCUGAAGCAUCAUAAGGAUGGGCCCAGAGCUGCGGCCCAGACACUGCAGGGUCGGGGAAUAGGGACCUAUUGGGAGGCUGGACACUGCUAGGACACCGAUGGCAGUAAGAGGGCAGCCCUCCACUCAGCACUUCCCCAACCCUGUACCCUCUGCCCUCAACCCUAAACUUUACCCCCACUCCUGCACCCCACUACCCUAUCUCAGCCCACUUUUCACCCCCAACCUGCACCCCUGGUCCUGCAGCCCCUACCCAGCAUCCCCUACCCAACACCCCCUACCCUACCCUCGCCCUGUACCCACUAGUGUUGCACCUCCCACUGUGUGCCACCUCUAUCCUGCACCCUGUACUCCCCAAACUUGCAAUUCCUGCCCUACAGCUCCUACAUUGAGCCACCCCAGUCUGCACCCCUACCCUGUACCACCCCAGUCUGCACCUGUACCCUGUACCACCGCACCCUGCACCCCCACCUCUGCCCUGCAGCUCCAACUUGCUCCCCUCCAGUCCUUCACCAAGCUCUGCACCCCCCUGCCCUGUACUCCCCCAUCCCACACCCUGAAUCCCACCCUGGCACCUCAUCCUGCCCUCCCAACUCCCCUGCCUCCCUAGGGAAAGGGGCUGAGACUACUGGGUCAUGAUCUUGAGAGGGGGGCCAUUGGCAUUUAUAGCCCCUGCCCAAGGGCUGCACCCACAUGCACCAGGACAGCUGCAGUCAUGCCCCCCCACCCCCGACAGCUGUGCAGGCCACAGAUGUGAUCUGGUGGAAACAGGAAGCUACCCUAUUUCCCUGAAAAUAAGACAGUGUCUUAUUUUAAGGUGUGCUCCCAAAGAUGCGCUAGGUCUUAUUUUCAGGGGACGUCUUCUCUUUCCUGUAAGUAGGUCUUAUUUUUGGAGGAUGUCUUAUUUUCGGGGAAACAGGGUACUCUGGAUAAAGCUGAUGUUAGAAUCUCUCUGUUUUCAUGGAGAACAGUUUGGCUCACUGUGUCGGCCCCACUGGUGGCCCCUUGAUCAUCUGCAGACAUAGAGAGGGAGAUCUGGGGUGAGGGCAAGUUGAGUACUGCUGCCACUGGCCAGGCCACUGCCCAUCCCUCACUGCCAGGCCUGAGACUCAGCCAGACCCAGACCAAGUGCCUCCAUGGCUACACUUGGUUCUUCUGAGCACAUAAGACUCUGCUCAUCCACUCAAAAGCGAGCCUCUCCUGUGCACCAGCUGAUGCCCGACACUAAGACCAGGAUGACGGCCAGGCAGGGCUGGGCCCAGGGGCAUGGGGACCAGGCUUCCUCUGGGCUUGUCCAGCAAAAAUGAAGUCUCCGUGCAGUAAGCCAUCACCAAGGUAUAAGAGACUUACCGGAGUCCCUGGUAAGAUAAGACGGUGAACCCAGGUGCACCCAGAGACCACUGCAAGCUGGCCUCCUUGCUGCCCUGUUAUAAAGGACCAUCCCUGGACUUUUGCCCAAGCAAGUCCCAAGCUUGUCUGGAGUUGUUGGCAAGGCUGGCCACAGUCAGAGGAUCUAGCAAACAUCCAGCCCACCAUUUCCUAGGGCCACAGAGGCUCUAUCCAGGACCUAGAUCAUGUCAGCUCCCCAGGAUUCACAGGGGCACAAGGCCUAGGCCAGGCACCCAGGAAUAGGAGGAAAGGGUUAGGCAUCCCUCGCUCUCUGAUGCAGAAGAAAUGAGGCUUUGCUGUGACUAAAAGGGUCAAGGGCCAGCUGUGGCCACUGAGCCGGGACUCUGGGGAUGCUGAGCACAUGUGGGCGUGGCAGGCACCAAGCGGCCAGCAGAUGUGCUGGGGCUCCACUGUGCCCGGGCAUUUCUCAGCAGAGCUGAGCUUCUCUUGCCUGGCAAAGCGACUCUGAAUAUUUGCUCAUUGAGCUGGCUGGUGAGCAGAGUGGUGCCCAGCAAUCAACAGGAAUUUUUAAAUGUGGUAAGCAUGUGUGGGGUGUGGUGGACCCCACCAUGGAAGGUAAUGAGCUGUGUAAAUACUUCAGUAAAACCUGAUUUCA